Messenger RNA from Thunnus maccoyii (southern bluefin tuna), 1394 nucleotides. RefSeq names its product dimethylarginine dimethylaminohydrolase 2 (gene ddah2). Gene Ontology annotation, molecular function: dimethylargininase activity; amino acid binding. The transcript is spliced from 6 exons. Lineage: Eukaryota; Metazoa; Chordata; Actinopteri; Scombriformes; Scombridae. The coding region runs from base 423 to 1295 and encodes 290 amino acids. Gene Ontology annotation, biological process: positive regulation of nitric oxide biosynthetic process; arginine metabolic process. The record is from RefSeq and is a predicted model, not a curated record.
AGUCAGAGGGAAAAAGGAGCGAGAGGAUAACGGGAACGGGGUCCGUUUGGAUAUUAAAACCAAGCGGAGGAAAAUACUCCGGAGCGCGGGGCUCAUACGCUUAAAAAAGAGGCCAGCUGGGAUCAUCUGCCUCCACUUCUUGGCAUCUGUAAGAAUGCAGAUGGGGAAGUAGCCGGUGGAGUGCUGAAAUGAAAGAAGAGAGACAGGGAUGAAGAUGCUCUCCUCUUCCCUCUCGGAUCUCCUGAUUCAUCCCAUUAUUAGCUGCAUUUAAAGUUCAUCUGGUGCUUUUUUUUUUCCAAGACCAGACUGCUGUGAAGAAGUUGCAUCUUUUCAUUACCUCUUGAUCGUCUCUUGGCAGAACACCAGCACUCGGCUACCACUUUUUUUUACAGAGAAGAAGUAACACUCACGCUAGUAAAAUCAUGGCAAACAUGUGCCCAUAUGGCCGAUUCACCCACGCUGUGGUGCGGGGCAUCCCAGAGACCUUUGGGAAAGCAGUGGGAGACGGUGGUAAGAACGGGGACGUCUCAGUGGACCUGGCCAAGGCUCAGCGUCAGUUUGGUUGCCUGACAGGAGCCCUGAGGCAGAAGGUCGGCCUGCAGCUGAUCGAGAUCCCCCCUGACCCUGAGCUGCCAGAAAGCUGGAGGAUAGACGAUGUGGCAGUCAUCCAGGGAGACACAGCACUCAUCACCAGGCCUUUCAAGCAGCAGAGACGCAGUGAGGCAGAGGCAGUGCGGAGGGUGAUGUCAGAGCUAAACCUGACGGUGGUGGAGAUGGGGGCUGAGGAGGGGGACUCUGGAGGGGCCACGCUGGAGGGCAGCGACGUCCUCUUCACGGGAAGAGAGUUCUUCGUCGGCAUCUCCUCCCACACUAACCGCAGAGGAGCCGAGGUGCUGGCAGACACUUUCAGGGACUUUGCUGUGUCCACUGUCCCGGUCUGCGGUGGAGCCCGGCUGAAAAACAUCUGCUCCAUGGGAGGUCCAGACACGAUCAUCAUCGGCAACAGUGACGGGGCCAAGAAGACACUCCGGAUGAUGGAACAGCUGACUGAUCACCACUAUGAAGUGCUGACUGUCCCGGAAGACUCGGCGGCCAACUGCAUCUACAUAAAAGGCCCGUCCAAACGAGACUUCCUGCUCCACCGGCCUGCAGAGGAAUGUCCUGACAGCGUCUCUGCCUUCCAGAAGCUACAGGACUACACCCUUCUGCCUACAGCCAGCAGCGAGGCCUCUAAACUGGGAGCGUCUCUGUCCUCGCUCUGCCUCCUCAUCAAUAGAAAGCACACAUAUUUCUGAAAAAAAAACACCCCUCAAUGUUACACGGCAUUAACCUACAUAUGAUCACGGUUGGGUGGAGGGGUGUCCACGUCACUAAAACAUUGUACAGAUGGCUAA